CUGCCCGAUAGCUUUGGUUUCUGUUUCAUAGAAAAGUCCUUCCCAGUGCCGAGAACUGCCUGGCUGGUGUGAGGAGCAGCCGGGACCACAGAGGUGGUGGAGAGAUGGCCUUCAGCAGCGUCCAGGCUCCCUUCGUGAACCCAGUCGUCCCCUUCUCUGGGACCAUCCAGGGGGGCCUCCAGGACGGACUUCAGAUCACUGUCAACGGGACUGUUCUUCACGCCCAUGGAACCAGGUUUGCUGUGAACUUUCAGACGGGCUUCAGUGACAAUGACAUUGCCUUCCACUUCAACCCUCGGUUUGAAGAGGGCGGGUAUGUGGUCUGUAACACCAAGCAGAAAGGACGCUGGGGGCCGGAGGAGAGGAAGAUGAAUAUGCCCUUCCAGAUGGGAAUUCCUUUUGAGAUCCGCUUCCUGGUGCAGAGCUCUGGAUUCCAGGUGACGGUGAAUGGAAACUUCUAUACGAACUACAUACACCGCGUGCCCUUCCACCGCGUGGACAACAUCUCUGUCACCGGCACCGUGGGGCUGACACACAUCAGCUUCCAGAACACCCGAGCAGUCCCUGUCCAGCCUGCUUUCUCCGUGAUGCAAUUCUCCCAGCCUGCCCGUUUCGCACCCAAGCCCAAGGGGCGCAAACCAAAAGUGAGUCGGUCGCCUCCCUGGCUGCCGCUGGCUGACCUGCCCCUCUCCUCCCGACAGCCAAUACCAUUCUUCACCAGCAUCCCUGGGGGGCUGUACCCCUCCAAGAGCAUCACCAUUACAGGCAUCGUCCUGCCCUAUGCUCAGAGGUUCCACAUCAACCUGCGCUCCGGGAAUGACAUCGCCUUCCACCUGAACCCCCGUUUCGAUGAGAACGCCGUGGUCCGCAAUACGCAGACCAAUAACUCUUGGGGGCCUGAGGAGCGCGGCCUGAAUCGGAGUAUGCCCUUCGUCCGAGGCCAGGGCUUCUUGGUAAGGUGCCCAGCCUGGAGCUCCAGGGGGCUCCGAAGGGGCAGAUGA
Myotis lucifugus (little brown bat) is the source of this 1001-nucleotide messenger RNA. Its product is annotated as galectin-9B-like. Lineage: Eukaryota; Metazoa; Chordata; Mammalia; Chiroptera; Vespertilionidae. Gene Ontology annotation, molecular function: carbohydrate binding; galactoside binding. The coding region runs from base 105 to 1001 and encodes 298 amino acids. The record is from RefSeq and is a predicted model, not a curated record. The transcript is spliced from 7 exons.